Molecule: messenger RNA, 908 nt
Organism: Hordeum vulgare subsp. vulgare (domesticated barley)
Lineage: Eukaryota; Viridiplantae; Streptophyta; Magnoliopsida; Poales; Poaceae
Exons: 3
Coding region: 310-744 (144 amino acids)
Source: RefSeq, a predicted model, not a curated record
CAGGCACUUCAUUACCUGUGCAUCAGUUCAUCAUACUUUACCUAACAAACAUUUGCUUGUGACAGGCGGUGAGGUCAGCAUCGAGCACUAGCGGGUAGCGGCCACGAACAGAUGCAUGUGGACCAUAUAUAGCACCAUCAUCAUCCAGUACCACGGACGGACGGAUGGCUGGCCGUGCAAGUCAGUCCAUUUCGUACGACAUCAUUCAGGUAUAAGUAGCCAGUCUCCUUCCUUAGCUUGCAAGCCUGGGCUCUUAACCGACUAGCAGGCAGGAGUGACUGACCGAAGCACCUACCAGAAGGCCACCUGAUGCGUAUGAAUAUGCCACAAGGUCUCACGCCUGCUCCUGCAUCCAUGACGAUCCCGAUGGCGCAUUCCUCACGGCCGACGCUGGGGUUCCCCCUCGGCACGGCGCUCCUGCUCCUCGUCAUCUUCUCCCUCAGCGGCAUCUUCUCCUGCUGCUACCACUGGGACAGGCUCCGCUCCCUCCUCUGGUCUCGGCAUCCUGGGAUGCUCCAGGAAGGCCCGCACACCGUCAUCUCCAUCGGAUCGGCGCCGAGCAAGGCAGCGUCCGAGCACAAGAGCGAGAAAGCUGGAAAAGAGUGCGGGUUGCCCGUGAUCAUGCCCGGGGAUAACAUCGCGAAGUUCUACGCGAGGCCCUCCCCGCAUGAGGCGUGUUUACCUGCAGCGGCAGCAGCAGAGACGGGCGAGGUCGAGGUGCAAGUCAGAUGUUCAGUUUCGUGAGACCGUCAGUAUCUGUAUAUGAAAUCGUAGUUAGGUGCUAGCGACUUAUGAUUGAUAGAUAGAUUGUAUAUACGCAAGCAACUUAAGGUUGAUGGAUUGAUUGUGUUCAAGAAUGCAUUUUGACAGUUUUUCAGAAAAGAGGAAAAGAAAACCUUUCUUGUGCA